UUAUUUAAAAGUCAUUGAAGGGCCAUAUUCAUUGUUUUAACAGUUCCCUCUGAUUAUAUCCUGAUGAAUCUGAAAGUUAAUCAGUCUUGAGUGUGUUGCAACAGAGAACUGACAUCACAUUUGAAUCCAUUUUGACCUUAGGAUUUUGUACCUUUGGUCCCUCUACAACAGAAGACGGAACAGAAAGAGCAUGUCUACAGUACAUGACUCGACUAAAGGCUGGGGCAUUAAUGUUCAGUAGACUCUAACGUGGUGACGUUUUGAACGAGGAGUGGGAAUAAUCAUUUUGUGUUCAUCUUACAAAGAAAUAUGUUUUUCAUUUUCCAUUGGAUAUUUGGAUCAAUGUUAAAUCCUAUUGACUGCUUGCUACAAGGGUUUGUUGGUGCAUGUGGAGUGUCUGUACUAUGCAGUUUAAUAAGAGUUCAUCAUUUUAGGCAGAUGUGCAGUGAGAAUGAUUCUCAAAACAGUAAAUUAAAGUCGGCAUUACAUGCCAGUGGUCUUGGAGGACAGUGGAAAGCAUCUCUUCAGUUCUGGUGUCUGGCUUUGCUAUUGGGUCUGGUUGGCUCCAGGGUUUCCUCCCUGAUACUGCUUGAGUUUAUACUGAGAGCACUGUCAGCUUGGGGCACUGCAGAAUCACAAAAUGCAAACCUGGAACUGCUCUUGGUCCAGUGUCAGUUCUCUCUGGGCUGCGGACUCACAUGUACACUAGCUUACAUCCACCAGGAGGCGCCACAUAGUACUUUAGGCUUGUUUUUGGCAGCAGGUCUGAGUUGGGCACUGGCAAGCUACAGCAUGGGUCUGUGGAGACAUGUGGCUAAGCUGUACCCUCUGCACAGUAAGGAGCGUUACUGUGGGAAGUGCAUCUCCCUGCUGACCUCAGGACAUGGCAUACUGGUCAAACUGCAGAAGGUGGUCAUCCUGGUUUUCUCACUUGCGGCUGCUGUCUCCACUGCCACAGUGUUUGAAAACUUCCUGUCCGAGAAAGAUGCUCUGAAGCUCUGGACUCCCCUCACUCUAUGUUACACCCUGCUUGUGGUCUAUAUUCAAGAUGGACAGAACCGUCAGACUGUAACAGAGGCCCUGAUCCAUUCGGUCGUGGUGCGUUUAGGUGCCCUCCUGGUCCUGAUGUUAACUGUAGGAGACUGGGCUGAUGUGCUCCAUGUCCUCAUAGCAUUUUUUGGAGAAGCUGUUUGUUUGCUGCCAUCACAGGACAUCCUACAGGCUGUGUUAAAUGAGGAAGAAGAAACAAGCAAUCUAAUCUCCAAAUAUGGUAACAGUUCCAGAUCCAAUCCCUCGAGUAAAUUUAAAAUCUCAGCAAAACAAAAACAGUUUGCAACAACAUCUAUAGCAUCAAGUGAGAAAACGACAUGACUUUGAUACACACUGGGUAUAGGACAAGAUCUCAUGCCACAAGAUCUAAAAAAAGAAAAAAAGAAAAAUCAUCUUGUGAAAUUAACCGUAUCAUUUAUUUAUUUUUUCUAAACAAUAUCAAAAUUGCAUAUAGUUCUUGUGAACCUCAUCUUGCAUUUUAUCUUAUGGGAAUUGUGUCUCAUUCCACUCCUAAUACAUAUGGUAGGCUGUUUUUGUAUUGUAAAUAUGUGGUUGAAUUAUAUAUAAAUUGUGAGUGUAUUCAUUUGGCAAUAAAUAUGUGACUUAUUUCUUCCUAAGCUAUUUCUCUUACUUUGGGACUUUACGGAAGAAAUCACUGAAGCUGACAUAAGAAUGGACUUUCAAAUUCCAUCCAGUAGAAUUGUGUUAUUUUUAUUACUACGGGAUCAAAUAGACAGUCGC
Messenger RNA from Periophthalmus magnuspinnatus, 1791 nucleotides. It is a transcript of the gene tmem82, whose product is annotated as transmembrane protein 82. The transcript is spliced from 6 exons. Lineage: Eukaryota; Metazoa; Chordata; Actinopteri; Gobiiformes; Gobiidae. The record is from RefSeq and is a predicted model, not a curated record. Bases 310 to 1371 code for a protein of 353 amino acids.